Messenger RNA from Asparagus officinalis (garden asparagus), 1155 nucleotides. RefSeq names its product pentatricopeptide repeat-containing protein At5g66520-like. The coding region runs from base 1 to 1155 and encodes 384 amino acids. NCBI's taxonomy places the organism in Eukaryota, Viridiplantae, Streptophyta, Magnoliopsida, Asparagales, Asparagaceae. Gene Ontology annotation, molecular function: RNA binding; zinc ion binding; protein binding. The transcript has a single exon. The record is from RefSeq and is a predicted model, not a curated record. Gene Ontology annotation, biological process: RNA modification.
AUGCAGGAUCGAUCGAAGGUUAAGAAUGAUGAAAUCACGAUGUUGGUUGUUGUAUCGGCUUGUGCACAUCUUGGGGUGUUGGAGGUGGGGAGAUGGAUACAUGCUUAUAUUGAUAGGAAUCGUAUGAGGACGAGCUUAAACUUGGAGAUUGUGUUGGUAAAUAUGUAUGUAAAAUGUGGGGAUGUUGAGAUUUCGAGCUUGUUGUUUCGGGGAAUGAAGGAGAAGGAUGUUAGGGUUUGGAGCGUGAUGAUCAGCGGGCUCGCCAUUCAUGGGCUUGGAAAAGAGGCAUUGGGGCUAUUCUAUGAGAUGGAAUCAAUUGGAAUCAAUCCCGAUUUUGUUACUCUCACUGCCGUUUUAAGCGCUUGCAGCCAUUCGGGCUUGGUUAAUGAGGGACUCAAACUGCUCGAUCGGAUGCAAAUAGAUUAUCUUGUUGAGCCAACAAUAGAGCAUUAUGAUUGCAUUGUGGAUCUUUUGGGAAGGGCGGGGAGAUUAAAAGAAGCCCUAGGUUUGAUUCAGAGAAUCCCUCUGAAGCCCAAUGUGGCUCUCUGGGGCGCUCUUUUGGUCGCUUGCAGGGUUCAUAAGGAUGUUGAUAUGGGAGAAAAAGUUGCAAAGGAAAUGUUUGAAUUAGAUCCUCAUCAUGCUGGAGCUCAUGUGUUCUUGUCGAAUGUAUAUGCUUCUUAUAAAAGAUGGGAGCUUGUCGAGGAGGUCAGAAACUCAAUGAAGGAUCAAAAGGUUAGAAAGCAUCCAGGAUCGAGUUUAAUCGAAUUGGGUGGUAUCGUGCAUGAAUUUGUAACUGGAGACAGUUCACAUCCUGAUUCUCAAAAGAUUUAUUUGAUGUUGGAUGAGUUUCGAAGAAUUAGGAGAAUGAAAGAGCACCAGUCGUUCAGUGGACAAAUGUUGUUUGAUAUUGAAGAGGAGGAGGAUAAGGAGGCAUGCCUUUCUCAACAUAGUGAGAAAUUGGCUGUUGCUUUUGGGUUGAUUAAGACCAAACCAGGUUUUCAACUGCGCAUAGUAAAAAAUUUGAGGAUUUGUGAAGAUUGUCAUUCUUUGAUGAAGAUGGUGUCUGAGUUCUUCAAGCAUAAUGUGAUUGUUAGAAAUAGAAGUAGAUUUCAUCACUUUCGGAACGGGGAUUGUUCGUGUAAAGAGCAUUGGUGA